Messenger RNA from Coniophora puteana RWD-64-598 SS2, 294 nucleotides. RefSeq lists its product as uncharacterized. The coding region runs from base 1 to 294 and encodes 97 amino acids. NCBI's taxonomy places the organism in Eukaryota, Fungi, Basidiomycota, Agaricomycetes, Boletales, Coniophoraceae. The record is from RefSeq and is a predicted model, not a curated record. The transcript is spliced from 2 exons.
AUGUCCGGCAGCACCUACAAAGACGACGAAGUUUCUGCUGGUCUUGUCUACAACGAAGGCGCCUCCGAGAAGGUCGACCGUGCUGGGUAUAACCCCAAGGACGACACCGGUGCCAUCCAGGAGGAUAUAAAUGCGGAGCGCAACGAGGUCAGGGGCAAGGUCUCCCAGGGUGAAGUCAACGACCUUCAGGACGAUUUGAGCGAGCCACCCAAACUGGGUCUUCGUCAACCGCGCCCUGACCCUAUGGCCACCGAUCGCAUGUUGGACAAGAUGGCUGAGUCCGAAGGAGUUUAA